CAAUCAUCAUCCACUUUCACGGAUCGCAACUCAAGUCUCUACCAUCUCUUAUCAACCAUCAUCGUCUAAUAUCGCAAAUAUGAAGGCUUCCAUUGUCCUGUCUUUGGCUGCUGCCGCCAUGGCUAGCGUUAUUGAGCGUACCAACGGUUGCAAUGCCGACAACUGCGCUCGUGCCGUCACUGGCACUCGCGAGGGCCUGGCCCCUAUUUCCUCUCGCAAGGCCGACUGCUCCAGCUUUAUGCGAGCCACUGUCACUCCGGAGGCUACAACCACCACCAUCACCAUUACUGUCCAUCCCGAUAUCACUCCCAAGCCCAAGAACGAUGUCAACUACGCCGCCGCCACAGUCUAUCCUACAGCUGUCCCAGCUUAUGCCUCCUCUUGCGACGGUGCUAAGCGAUACUCCUCUGCUUGCUCUUGCUGGGGCAUCACUGCUACCACCGUCACCGCUCACACGCCUACAAAGACUGAGAUUGUCACCGUUACCCAGAACUACUGCGAACUAUAGGUGGCGGGCAGCAAGAAGCAAUGGGCAGAGAGGACUGUUUACAAAACGGGGCUUUCGAUAGAGUGAAAGAUCUAGCACUCAGAGGCCGGCACUUGAAUGCUAGCUAUGUGCUUGGGCCUAGCUGACAAUGUGAUGAUGAACAUGAUAGAGUAUAUGUAUGAAAGGAUGCAAAAAGUCAUGAAUACAUGUACAUAAUAGCAUACCUUAGCGAGUAAUCUAAUGUCAAGAUCCCAGUCC
Trichoderma atroviride IMI 206040 is the source of this 745-nucleotide messenger RNA. RefSeq lists its product as uncharacterized. NCBI's taxonomy places the organism in Eukaryota, Fungi, Ascomycota, Sordariomycetes, Hypocreales, Hypocreaceae. The record is from RefSeq and is a predicted model, not a curated record.